Messenger RNA from Chenopodium quinoa (quinoa), 1162 nucleotides. Its product is annotated as transcription factor bHLH162-like. Lineage: Eukaryota; Viridiplantae; Streptophyta; Magnoliopsida; Caryophyllales; Amaranthaceae. Gene Ontology annotation, molecular function: RNA polymerase II transcription regulatory region sequence-specific DNA binding; DNA-binding transcription factor activity, RNA polymerase II-specific; protein dimerization activity. The transcript has 2 exons. The record is from RefSeq and is a predicted model, not a curated record. Gene Ontology annotation, biological process: regulation of transcription by RNA polymerase II. Bases 97 to 699 code for a protein of 200 amino acids. Gene Ontology annotation, cellular component: RNA polymerase II transcription regulator complex.
UAUUUAAUCUACCGCGUGUCCGCCCGCCAAGCCAGCUUCUACGCACAUUAUAUAUAAGCCAGCAAGCAGCAACCACUCUAACCUUGUCACUUAGUCAUGAAAAGGAGCAGUGAAAGUCUUCUUGAAAAGAAUAUUGCUCACAAAAAUGAGAGAGAUUGCAUUAAUGGACUUUGCUCUGACCUCAUUUCCAUUAUUCCUCCUCAACAUAUUAUCCGUCCCUCCAAGGGUAUAUUAUCUCAAGCUAAUAAGAUUGAACAAGCAACAGAUUACAUAGUGAAGUUGAGGGAGAGAGUUGACAACUUAUCAAAGAGAAAGGAGGAACUACUACAAAUGACGGUUAACGACGAAGAAGGGACAUCAUCUAAUGAACCAAACACUACUGCUUCAGAUAAUUCUGACGCAACGAUGUCGAAUUCGGGAUUAUCAUUACCUAUUAUCAAAGUUGAAGACUUGGGUAGUUGUUUAGAGGUGCAACUUAUGUUGGAAUUGGAACAUAAUAUCAAAUUACAUGAAGUGAUUAGGGUUCUUGAGGAAGAAGGAGCUGAAGUUGUCAAUGCUACUUUUUCUAAUAAUACUGGGAAUAUGGCUUUGCACACUCUCCAUUGUAAGGUACUUGUAAUUUUUAACUCUUUUGACUUUUUUUUUUUUAAUUAUUUAUUUAUUUAUUUAUUUAGUAAAGAGAUCCUGCCUAGACUUUAACCCUCACGAUUUUUUUAAUUCAGUAUUUACGGGUCAUACAUUUUUUUAAAUGAUACAAAUUAAAGUCAAUAUUAAAAAAAAAAAAAAAAUCCCUACAGUCCAUAGUGUUGACCGUGAAGUUGGGUCAUGAAAGUCGGGCCUAUACCAAUCAACCUCCAGUGCCCCAUUCUUAAAUUUCUAGUCAUAAAUAAAAGAGAUUAUUGUUAACUUGAUGGAGAUCGUAUGAAAAUCAUGUCAUUUUCAUCUUCUGUAACCAGUAGUGGACAUAUUUGAAUGUGCAAUAGACCAAUAGUGACUACUUUUGACUAAUGAGAAUAGAUAGGAAUCAUAGGAUAUGUUGUCUCAAGCUAAUAUACCCAUUUAUAUGAUAUGUUUUACCAAAAUACUCACAUUUUUUGUAUGAGAAAACCUACCAUUUUUAGAAUUACAUUAUCACAAAUUUUAAUUUUCUCUUACAAUUAUU